Messenger RNA from Ilex paraguariensis (yerba mate), 295 nucleotides. The record is from the annotation of a GenBank genome assembly. Lineage: Eukaryota; Viridiplantae; Streptophyta; Magnoliopsida; Aquifoliales; Aquifoliaceae.
AGAGGAUGAAGGCUUUGUUCGAUGAAGGCAAAUCUGAAGCAGCUUUGUUCUAUGGUCUGAGAGAAAGAGGAUGAAGGCUUCGAGUUUGAUCGGGGCUUGUGGCUUCACUGUCGAGUUUGAUCGGGGCUUGGUUUUCUGGCUUGUGGCUUCAAUGUCUGUGAAGGCUUCGAGUUCAAUCGAUGGAGAGGCUAGAGAGGCAGAGAGAGGCGAGAGUCUGGGAGCCAGCGAGGCUUCGGCUGAAGAAGAAGUGUUCUUACUUUGGGGGUCUUGCUGGCUGACGAAGAGGAGGUGGAAA